AUGGCACCCAACAAGGUCGGGCUUGUCGGUCUCAGCACCGGAUCCAAGGUCACCAGCUGGGCUACCCUUGCACAUCUACCCUACCUGCAAUCGGAGCAGGGAAAGAGGUACUAUGAGAUAGUGGCCGUCUGCAACUCCUCGGUCGAAAGUGCGAAGAACUCAGUCAAACAUUUCAAGCUUCCCGAGUCGGUCAGGAGUUAUGGUUCCGCUGAGGACUUGGCCGUCGAUCCAGAUGUCGAGCUUGUUGUCUGCGUUGUUGGUAACGAGAGCCACUGCAAAGUUCUGCUACCUGCAAUCAAAGCUGGCAAAGACGUGUAUACCGAAUUGCCUCUUGCAUCGAACAUGGAGCAGAUGAAAGAACUCGUCACCUUGGCGGAGCAACAAGGUGUCAAAACCAUGUUCGGCUCUCAAGGCCAAGCCAGUCCUGUCGUGCACCUGGUCAAGAAGCUCAUAGCUGAAGGCAAGAUUGGCAGACCUCUCAGCACGACUCUCAUCGGCACGACUGUACUUCCCCUAGACAAAGCUUUGCCGACUUCGUUUCAAAUUCUCGCCGAACGCAAAGCUGGUGCAAACUUCGCAACCAUCUGGUUCCUGCACAGCAUCACUUGUCUGUUUGAGGUAUUUGGCGAGCUCGAGACCUACGACAGCAUCAUGGGCAUCGACUACCCGACUCUCGAGCUCAUGGACCCGUCUCAAGGCGGCAAAGUCGUUGAUAGCAUCAAGAAAGAGUGUCCCGACAACAUUCGCCUACAAGGUCGUUUUGAAUCUGGUACGCUUGUUACCUAUCAGUUGCGAGCGGGCGAAGCCUUCCCCAGAGAGCCCGGUUGCCGCUGGCUCAUCAACGGUGAUGAAGGAGACAUAUUGAUCACCAAUACGAGAGGCUGCUUUGACAUCGAGCACGAGGGCGUCGUAAUCAAGUACAAACAAGCUGGAGAAAAGGAAACGCAGACGAUUGAGCUGCCGCAGGAUGACUUGACAGACCUAGAGCGUCCGGCUCAGAACGUCGGGCGUUUGUAUGAAGCAUUCGCCAAGGGUGAGAAGGAGUCUUACGCCGACUGGGAGGUCGCAUUGAAGAGGCACGCGUUCAUUGAUGAGAUGUUUCAGAGGGGAGAUGGAGACAGGGCUUUCGGGGCGCCCGCCACAUAUAGAUCCCAGUAAGCAAUGGAGAACGGAGACAUCGGGAACCGCCAAGUGCACUUUGUUCAAAGUUUUUGAACCCUACCGCAGCCGU
Messenger RNA from Aureobasidium subglaciale EXF-2481, 1231 nucleotides. RefSeq lists its product as uncharacterized. NCBI's taxonomy places the organism in Eukaryota, Fungi, Ascomycota, Dothideomycetes, Dothideales, Saccotheciaceae. Bases 1 to 1158 code for a protein of 385 amino acids. The transcript has 2 exons. Gene Ontology annotation, molecular function: nucleotide binding. The record is from RefSeq and is a predicted model, not a curated record.